Molecule: messenger RNA, 3117 nt
Organism: Tinamus guttatus (white-throated tinamou)
Lineage: Eukaryota; Metazoa; Chordata; Aves; Tinamiformes; Tinamidae
Source: RefSeq, a predicted model, not a curated record
GCCCAUGCUGCGUAAGUGCUUUGAAAUGCUGUAAUGGCAGAAGCGAGGUCUUCAGAUGCCAAAAGAUCCCGAAUAAGUUUGUCUCUCAGUAAAACUAAGAAAAAGAAAGGAACAAAAAAAGAUGUGGAAAUUAAAGCAACACAGUCUACGCCUUCAUCUUCCCCCUCCAUUGCUUCAUUUUUUAACAAUGUUCCCCCUGCCAAAAUCCCUUGCCCAAUGUGUGGGCAUAUGGUGCCAAGGUACAGAAUAAAUGAGCACCUAGACGAAAUGUGUCAAGGGAAGCCUGGCAAGGUGGGUGUCACUGAAGUGACUUACAGCACUUUUAUGAAUGAGAGUCCCUCGGCUGCAAGUACGAACGGUAAUUCCAGCUCAUAUUUUUCAAAAAACAGGUCAAAUCUAGAAACAAGCUCUUCCAGAAACUGUUUGUUGAAAACAGAGCCAAGUGCAGUAGAACAGGUCAGUCAUUAUUUUAGCAAUAAUAAUUCAGCCUGUGAUGUUCGCCAUGAGUCCGGGGCUCAAACGGUCAAAGUCAUCCCUUUGGGAAGCUUGUCGUCCAAGCUGUCCAGAAGACGUCGUAUCCAGGAAGGAAAAAAACAGGUAGUGUAUAAAGAGAUGGACUCGUCGACUCAAGCUUUUCCCGAUAUAUGCAAAAGCCCUGCAGCACAGGAUGAUGAAGAGAUUUGUACUGGGCAUAGUUCUCAGAAAGAAAAUGAGCUUGUUCAGGGAGAGGAGCAAAGUUCUUUAAGAAAGAAAAUGGGACUUCACGAAGAAAUAAACGGAUGUCAUGGAGAAGAGCUUGUGGAUAUUGUUCAGGUAUCACUACCAGCCGAUACUACUCAUGGCAAAAGACUAGUGUUUGGUACAAGGAGCACCAAAACAGAAAGUGCAUGUGAAGGUGUGAUGCUUAACUCUAAUAAAUUUGAGACACGUCCAGCCAUUUAUACUGCAGUAGAGCUGACUGAUGGUUUGGAAGUGAGAACUCAGUCUCACACUUGGGGUACUCCUCCUGCUAGGGCAGAAGUGGGCUGUGAUAGACAAAGCUGCUCUGAAGAGGGUGAUGUAGAGGUACUUCCUGUGGAAGUUCUUGAAGACUUUCAGCGUGAAUUUAAUCACUCUUUGCCAGAAACUGUGGAAAAGGUCGAAGUUCAAAAUUCUACUAGGGACAUUUUAGAGAAAAUAAAUGGUGAUAUUAGGUCUGUGCUCCGCUCCCCUGGUCACCCAUAUUACCUCCAGAAUUUCUUAAUGGUGCUGCAAGCAGUCCUGCAGAAUGAAGAUGAUGUGAGACUCUUUAAUGAUCAAGACAUAGACAUUAUUGCCAAGUUCUGCCAAUUAUCAGUUGGUGGGCAGAAGUUAUAUGUGAGACUUUUUCAACGCAAACUGAACUGGAUAAAAGUCAGCAAAAUAGAGUAUGGAGAGAUAAGCGUGGAUUUAUUACCAGUAAUUGAAGAACUGGUUAAAAAUAGCUUUCUGCAAACAGAAUCUGAAUUGGAAGACCUGUGUGAAGGGUUGGAUUUGCUUUCAGCCCCUGAGCUGAAAACAUUAGCAAAGAUCUUUCACUUACCUAACCCAAAUGGUCAGAAACAACAACUUGUGGAUGAUAUUGGAACAGUAAUUUUGAAAAGGGCAAAGGACGUAGCUGGAAAAUCUGUUAGGGUCUGUAAAGGCCCUCGGGCUGUUUUUUCUCGAGUGCUGCUGCUAUUUUCACUGACUGAGUCAAUGGAGGACGAAGAAGCUGGUAGUGGUGGACAAGGCCAGCUCUCCACAGUGCUCAUGGUGAACAUGGGCCGUAUGGUAUUCCCCAGUUACACUGUAAAUAGGAAAACAGAAAUCUUCCAGGACAGAGAAGAUCUUAUCAGGUAUGCAACUGCUGCUCACUUGUCAAAUGAUAUAGCUACUGCAAUGGCAAAUGGGAACUGGGAAGAAGCUAAUCGUCUCUAUAUGUGUGCUAAAGAAACCUGGAAUGAACUGAAAAAUCUGCCCUCUUUGAGCUAUCACAGAGCUCUACCCGAGUAUCUGAGGCAUUUCACUGUUGGCUGGGUGUAUACAAGAAUCCUCUCACAAGGUGUUGAAAUUUUGCAGAGACUUCACAUGUAUAAGGAAGCCGUGCGGGAGCUGCAGGAGCUCUUGGCCCAGCACGUGUAUUGUGCUGACAGCAGAGGGCGGUGGUGGGACCGCCUGGCUCUGAACUUGCAUCAGCACCUGAAGAACACCAAGAAGGCCAUCGAGUGCAUCAGAAAAGGGCUUGCAGACCCGUGCGUCCGUACGGGGCAUCGUCUCGCGCUCUACCAGCGGGCCCUGCGCAUCAGAGACUCACCCAGCUGUAAACAGUUCAGGGGCCUGUGUCAGGAUCUACCAGUCGUAACUGUGGAAGAUGUGACGCAUGUUACAAUCAAAGGGAAGAUGUGUCCUCAAACAGGACUGGGAAAAUCCGUGUUUCUAAUGGAGGAUACUGUCAGCGAGGAAGGAAGUGAAGACCUGGGUGUAUCCACAGUCAUGUGCUCUGUGGAGGAACUGGCCUUGACUCAUUACAGGCAGAGUGGUUUUGAUCAGGGGAUUCACGGAGAAGGUUCAACGUUUAUUACACUGUAUGGACUUCUAAUGUGGGAUAUCAUAUUCAUGGAUGACAUACCUGAUGUUUUCAGAAAUUGCUAUCAGACGUUCCCCCUGGAUUUGUACACUGACAGCUUCUACGAGAACCGGAGGGACGCCAUCGAGGCCAGGCUCCAGCAGCUUCAUUCCGCCUCCUCCGCAGCGCUGGCAGAGCUGGUCGCUGACAUCUGGAGCACCCAGGAGGGAAAAGCAGCAGCGCUCGUUACCUGGGGGCGUUUCGUUUCCCUCCAGCAGGCUCAGAGCCUUGUCUCCUGCCUGGGAGGAAUGUUCCUGAGUGGUGUUUUCAGGCGACUUUCUAAGGAUUUACGGCACUGCAGAGGGGGGCUUCCUGACCUGGUUGUGUGGAGCACUCACAGCAAUCACUUCAAGCUGGUGGAAGUGAAAGGUCCCAACGACCGCCUGUCCUGCAAGCAGAUCAUCUGGCUGAGCGAGCUGCAGAAGCUGGGGGCCACAGUGGAAGUUUGUCACGUGCAAGCGGUCGGAGCCAAGAGCCAACGCCUCAGCUGA